Molecule: messenger RNA, 4214 nt
Organism: Acanthopagrus latus (yellowfin seabream)
Lineage: Eukaryota; Metazoa; Chordata; Actinopteri; Spariformes; Sparidae
Product: protein quaking-B-like
Exons: 7
Coding region: 923-1945 (340 amino acids)
Biological process (GO): regulation of mRNA splicing, via spliceosome
Cellular component (GO): nucleus
Molecular function (GO): mRNA binding
Source: RefSeq, a predicted model, not a curated record
UCUCUCUCUCACUAGUGUUUAUUAAAACGUUGUUAAAGUUAUUAAAAACUAAACUCUGAUUCAAAACGUAUACAAAGUUUUAACAGUUCAGUUCAUCAGGACAGUUUGUCGACUCACUUCCUGUCACGUCUGAAGCUUCGGACCUGAAACGGUUCAUUAUUUUGAGCUGAAUGCUCCUUUAACCCUCCAGAGUCACACUGAUGCUGUGACCUUUGACCAUAUUUGGAGCAGAGGGUGGAGCUGGAGAGGAAACCCUGAUUGGAUCUGACAUGUUGCCAUUGUAACAAAUAAAUCUUUGACUUCCUAACAACAUGAACGCAGACACAGCCAUCGACUCAGGAACUGUUUCUCAUAAGCUUCCAUACAGUCAGACUCCUGUUUGAAACCAGUAGAGCCGCCUGCUGGACGAUUUAAUCAUCGCACCUGCCUGACUGGAGGAUCAGACAGGUGAGGUGUGUGUCCCAGUGUUCAGCCAAUCAGAGAGCAGUGAGGGAAUGAGACAGCCGCCGCUCUGAACAUGCUUUUAUUGUGAAGGCCGGAAGCUUUGCUCCUCCAGUAGUUGCGGGUGUGAGUCCUGCGGGUGUCUCAGUCAGUCUGGGUGUGUGUGGAGGACCGGACGGACCGGAGCACGGGGCCGCUGCUCGCCGACAAACAGCCGCUGAGCGCCGGGUAGCUCCGGGGAGAGAGCCGGGGGCAGGACCGGGGGCAGGACCGGAGUCACUCCGGAUUCUGCUCUGAUCCGGAUCACCUCAGUCUGACGUUCACUUUUUUACAACUUGAGGAAUUAAAAGCAGCUGCAGGAUCGGGACCGGGUCCAGGUCCGGGUCUGGAUUUGUCUUCAUGCUGUGCUGCUGUGAUCCGGAUCAGUCCGCCGGAAGUUUCCCGUGAGCGUCCCGGGUCGGUGUCCCGGGUCAGUCGGACCAUGGUGGGAGAGAUGGAGAAGCCUCGAGCCAGUCCGGAUUAUCUGAUGCAGCUCAUGAACGACAAGAAGCUGAUGAGCGGGCUGCCGAACUUCUGCGGGAUCUUCACGCACCUGGAGAGGCUGCUGGACGAAGAGAUCAGUCGUGUGAGGAAGGACAUGUACAUCGACACUCUGAACGGAUCAGACAGGAUCAGCGAGCUGCCGGACGCCGUCGGUCCAAACGUCCAACUGCAGGAGAAACUCUACGUCCCGACCAAGGAGCAUCCAGAUUUUAACUUCGUCGGGAGGAUUCUGGGUCCUCGUGGUCUGACAGCAAAGCAGCUGGAGGCGGAGACAGGAUGUAAGAUCAUGGUGAGGGGGCGGGGCUCCAUGAGAGACAGGAAGAAGGAGGAGCAGAACCGAGGGAAGCCUAACUGGGAGCACCUGAACGAGGAUCUUCACGUCCUCAUCACGGUGGAAGAUUCUCAGAAUCGAGCUGAGAUCAAACUGAAACGAGCCGUUGAUGAAGUCAACAAGCUGCUGGUGCCCGCUGCGGAGGGCGAGGACAGUCUGAAGAAGAUGCAGCUGAUGGAGUUAGCCAUCUUGAACGGGACAUACAGAGAUGCCAACAUCAAACCCACUUCUCUCACCUUUUCUAUAACAGGCUCCUCUCAGACACCUCGUUUCCUCUCAGGCCCCGCCCCCGUCGUGGCCCCUCCCACAACUCUGCGUACACCUGCCCCAACGGGUCCCGCCCUCAUGCCUCUGAUUCGCCAGAUCCAGACGGUGCUGCCCAAUGGGACGCCUCACCCAGCGGCUCUGAUGCAGGGGGCGGGGCCUGAGGCAGGUCUGAUCUACGCGGCGCCGUACGAUUACCCGUACGCUCUUGCACCGGCCUCCAUCUUGGAGUACCCUCUGGACUCAGGUGGGGUGUUAGGUAAGCCCGCCCCCCCCUGUUCCUGCGACUGCUCCCCCACACCACAUCACCACACCCACGGACAGUGGAGCCCCGCCCCCACGCUGCUUCUCAGACACGCCUCCUAAAAGAUGGACUGACACACACACAUGCGCGCGCACACACACGCGCACACACGCGCGCGCGCACACACGCCUCAGAGACAGCUCAAACCUGCAGCGUCGCCCCCUGCUGGACAGAAUCAGAAACAGGAAGUGAUGUCAUCACAACAGGUAAACUUCAAUAACGUUUUAUUAAAACAGUAAAAGUAAAUCAGUAAAUCAUCCAAAUAAUAUAACUAGAAGUGUCCACAGGGGGCGCUGCUGCACAUUCAUGACUGUGUUCAUGCUGCCUUUACUGUCGUCCGAUUGGCUGACAAGGUUUCUAAUACUGUCAACGUGCCUCAGAGCUUCCUGUCGCCAAGGCAACUUCACGCACUGAUGUCACGUGACCUCGGCGACUCGCACUGAAAUAUGUCACGCCUGUGAAUCUGAUCUGAGUCCCAAUCGUCACGUGAUCAGACGAUAAUGUUGGUUAGAAACUGACACACUCACGUUUCAAACAACUUCCUGUUCUGUUAUUUUGACGACUUUGUGAUGUUGAUGAUAAUUAAUGGAACAGAUGCUUUGAAUGAUUUAUUCUUUUAAUGAAAAUUUAUUUACAAUCUAAAAACUAAUUUUAAUGGCUGAACUUUGUCAGUGCAUAUUUAGCCUAGCUUAGCACGAAGACUGCUAGCCUCCUUUGACGGACUAGCUUCAGUGCUAACUGCUCACUGAACAACAGACAUUGUUCUGAUGGAGUUAGCUAACAGUCUUCGUGCUCAGCUAGCUGAACGCUUCUCUCUUCUGGACACGCGAGUUAAGACUAACGAGAGAGAACAAGACGAUUUACUAAAUGAUUUAAUGUUCUAAUGUGACGUCAGCUAACAGUGUUCGUCCUGACGGAUUCUUCUUUGUACACAAACAUUUUAAGGAAUUAAUUUUGUUUCUUGUUUGAUUUGAAACCUCGGGGUCAGAGAGGUCGUGUGGCUGAAGGUUCUUUAUCCAUCUGUAGUUCAGAGAUCGUCCGACUAAACAUUUGAUGUUUGACGAGGAAACUUUUCAAAGUUUAUUGAUCUCCAGUAGUAAAGACUCUGAGUCUCCACAUACAGAAUAUAAAGCAACAGAAAUUAUUUUCUUCUUUGGUCCAGAACUCUUCAAUCAGAGUUUUGUUACUAAAACAGUCAAACUAUAAUCUUUAUUGAUCACAAAACAAAGUAAUCAAUAGGUAAUACUGACAAAUUAAUGACGUAAACCUGAUGAAAUUGCACAGAGUCCUGAUGUAAACCCGUCGCGGAGACACCUGAUUGGUCUGUCACAUUAACAAAGUCAACACUCUAAAAAACAAUUUAUUGACGUCUCAUCGGUGACGGCGGCAGGUCGGCAGGUGUCUGCGACGCGGUGCAUUCAGGUGCGACCGGUAAACCUUUGUGUUUGCUGUCGGUUAGCUGUGAUGGCGGAGGACAGGUGGACAACAGGUGUCGUCAUCAGCUCAGUGUGGCGUUCAGGGACGCUGGACAAAAUGUUGUUUUCAACAAAAGUGCUGCUGUGAAUAUUUGUGUUUUUUGAAUAUUCGUCCUCAUCCUCAGUACGGAGUCAGUGAAAGCUUUUAUAAAUAUAUUAUUAAAGUACAACUUGACACCUUUUAUCUCCAAAGUGUCAUACGAGAACUUAAUCAUACAUUUGUUUAGUGUCUUUAUUUAAAUUAAGUGUGAGAAGUUGCAUUAUUUUGUCUUCAGAGCAGAUUGUUUCAUUAUUGAUUAGACAUAUUUUUUAUUAAAAUCUUCCCUCUUGUCUCUUUUCUCUCAUUAAUCUCAAAUAGAGACAAAUAAGUUCUGCCCAUACGCUGACGAUGCUCUAUUUUAUGUUCAUGAAGCAUCUCGAUGCCACAAGUUGAUGGUUGACCUUAAAGUUUGUUUGAGUAUAAGUCAGAUAAAAUAAAUGUCUGACAUCAUGCUUCUAUAAAGAUUCAUCCAGGAAUCAAACUGUAGUCAGAAAAAAUGUUGAAGUGACAAAUAAUCGAUCGAACAAACAGCUGCGUUGAAAACGACAUUUUGUUCAGUCGAGUCAAUUUUAUUUAUUAAGAAUCGAGCUGAUGGGAACAAAGUCUGUGAUUUACUCAAGAGUUCAUCCAUUCUAUAAACAUUCUAACAUUUAUAUUAUUCUAUAUAUCUGUUUGAUUUGGCUGCUUUUCAUAAACACAAGAAACAUCUGAUAACCAGGUUUACUCCUCCUCCUCCUCCUCCUCCUCCUCCUCCUCCUCCUGCUGCUCCUCCUCCUCCUCCUGCUCCUCCUGCUGCUCCUCUUUCUCCUCCUGCUC